AUGGGAAAUAUGCUUAUACUCUGCGUGAUCCUCAUUAACCCCCAAUUACACAUUCCAAUGUACUUUUUUCUCUGUAUCUUAGCCAUUCUGGAUUUGUGUAUUUCAACAUCUGUUGUGCCCCGGAUGCUUUCUGACCUGAUUUCCCUUCAAAAAACAAUCUCAAUUGGUGCUUGUAGCCUUCAAUGCUUCAUGAUACUUCUUUUGUCUGGUACAGAGUCUCUGCUCCUUGCUCUCAUGGGUUAUGACCGAUAUGUUGCCAUUUGCCACCCUCUGCGUUAUCCAAUUCUGAUGAGAUGGAGUGUAUGUUACCAACUGACUGCCUUUUGUAUAGAUAAUGAGUUUCAUAGUCUUCAUUUUUCCACCUCUUGCUGUGCCAGUGGUUCUAUGUUAUCCCAACCAGGUCAAUCAUUUUAUGUGUGA
Staurois parvus is the source of this 420-nucleotide messenger RNA. Lineage: Eukaryota; Metazoa; Chordata; Amphibia; Anura; Ranidae. The record is from the annotation of a GenBank genome assembly.